CAAGUGAGUGGCUGUCUUUGUUACACACCAUACAUUUGUGGACCACAAUUUAACUCUUCAUGCUACAGAAAGAGAGAGAGAGGUGUUGUGAACUGAAUCUCUCUCUCUCUGGCAAUGGCAACUCUGCACUCUCUUGCAUUGUCCUCUCCACUCUCCAACUCACUUCAGAAGCCACGUUCAUACUCAGUUCCAUCUUCAAUUGUCCAUCAAAGUGCAAACUCAUCAUUCAAUGGUCAAACUUUACGCAUGCCAUGUUUGAGGUUACCUGUGCUAACACAAAAGACUCCCAUGCACCUGCCUGUUAUCAUGAUGGUCAAACCAAAGAUACAGUUCAUCCAGGGAACUGAUGAACAAACAAUACCUGAUGUGAAGCUAACUAAAUCAAGGGAUGGAACAAAUGGCAUGGCUAUCUUCACAUUUGAUCAACCCUCAGUUUUCGAUUCUUCGGGUGAAAUAGGUGAUAUCACUGGUUUUUACAUGAUUGAUGAGGAAGGUGUCCUUCAGUCAGUUGAUGUAAAUGCUAAAUUUGUGAAUGGGAAGCCCUCAGUAAUUGAAGCCAAGUAUGUCAUGAGGACUCCACGUGACUGGGAUAGAUUCAUGAGAUUUAUGGAGCGAUACUCGAAUGCAAACGGUUUGCAAUUCGUUAAAAAAUGAGUUCAUGUGCUAACUCUGCUCUUCUAUUUUUUUGCCCUUUGUCAGAAAUUUGUUUUCUACAAUACUAUCAUAAAUUUCUUGAGUGAACUAAAAUGCUAAAUUGGCCUUCGUGUAACUUCAAUUCGCAUACUCAUGUCCUUCUGACACCCAAGAUUUUAUGAAUUUUUGCUUGUCCUGUACUCCUGCAGCUGUUUAACUACCAUGUAAACUGUUUUCCUAUGGACAAGUUCGAAAGAUCAUCAAUCGAUGGUUUCCUUCUAUUC
Messenger RNA from Cajanus cajan (pigeon pea), 917 nucleotides. RefSeq names its product photosystem II reaction center PSB28 protein (gene PSB28). The record is from RefSeq and is a predicted model, not a curated record. Gene Ontology annotation, cellular component: photosystem II; photosystem II oxygen evolving complex; chloroplast thylakoid membrane. Gene Ontology annotation, biological process: photosynthesis. NCBI's taxonomy places the organism in Eukaryota, Viridiplantae, Streptophyta, Magnoliopsida, Fabales, Fabaceae.